This is a messenger RNA of Aspergillus oryzae RIB40, 954 nucleotides long. Its product is annotated as arabinan endo-1,5-alpha-L-arabinosidase. Gene Ontology annotation, biological process: carbohydrate metabolic process. Gene Ontology annotation, molecular function: arabinan endo-1,5-alpha-L-arabinosidase activity. The coding region runs from base 1 to 954 and encodes 317 amino acids. The record is from RefSeq and is a predicted model, not a curated record. NCBI's taxonomy places the organism in Eukaryota, Fungi, Ascomycota, Eurotiomycetes, Eurotiales, Aspergillaceae. The transcript is spliced from 4 exons.
AUGCUCUCAUUUCUGGCUGCCCUGUCCUUGCCCCUGGCGUUGGUUAACGCCUACGCCAACCCGGGCACCUGCAACGGCAACUGCUGGGCCCAUGAUCCUGGCCUCUGGAAACACGAUGAUGGCAGAUAUUUCCUGUUUUCCACCGGCAAUGGCAUCCAUAUCAGCUCUGCACCUUCCCUCCAAGGACCAUGGACGGAAGUGGGCUAUGCCUUGCCCGAUGGUUCGUCCAUCAACCACGACGGCAACAAGAACCUCUGGGCCCCAGAUGUGCAUAAGGGAGAUGAUGGGAAGUACUACAUGUACUAUUCCGUCUCCACCCUAGGAUCACAAAACUCCGUCAUCGGUGUUGCCAGCUCCACAACAAUGGAACCUGGCAGCUGGACCGACCAUGGUAGCACUGGUCUAAGCUCCGAUGGCUCCCAGGGGUACAACACCAUUGACGCCAAUUGGAUCAAGAUUGGAGACCAGCAAGUUCUCAACUUUGGAUCUUAUUGGCAGGGUCUGUACCAGAUCGAUCUGGCCGGCCCACUGAAGAUUGGCACCGCAGCCCCGGUCAACAUUGCCUACAAUGCAACCGGCCAACAUGCCAUUGAGGCAUCCUUCCUCUAUCAGCAAAACGGCUUUUAUUACCUAUUCUUCUCCUCUGGCAAGGCUAAUGGAUACGAUACCAGUUUCCCUGCCCAGGGAGAGGAGUACCGCAUCAAUGUUUGCCGUUCCUCGACGGGCCGAGGUGACUUUGUCGAUAAAAAUGGAGUGUCCUGCCUCCAAAGUGGGGGUACUACUGUGCUCGCAAGCCACGAUAAUGUCUACGGCCCUGGUGGACAGGGUGUCCUGGAAGAUAACGGAGCAGUCCUAUACUAUCACUAUGCGCCUCGGAAUGGAGACUUGUCCGUUUCAAGCUAUCAGUUUGGGUGGAAUCGGUUGAACUGGGUCGACGGAUGGCCCACCGUAUAG